Molecule: messenger RNA, 4319 nt
Organism: Maniola jurtina (meadow brown)
Lineage: Eukaryota; Metazoa; Arthropoda; Insecta; Lepidoptera; Nymphalidae
Gene: Tfb1
Product: general transcription factor IIH subunit 1
Exons: 11
Coding region: 251-1981 (576 amino acids)
Biological process (GO): transcription by RNA polymerase I; transcription by RNA polymerase II; nucleotide-excision repair
Cellular component (GO): transcription factor TFIIH core complex; transcription factor TFIIH holo complex
Source: RefSeq, a predicted model, not a curated record
CAAACCGAAAAUGGUUUUUGGCGAUGUGCUUUUCGUGAAUGUAAAUUUCGUAAAUAAUUUACCUUUUUUAUACGCGUUACAACGUUUCCUAAUAUGUGAGACCCAGUAAUUUAACUAAAAGCUACAAAACAAUUACACUUAGUGCAGAUAGUUGAUUUGGUAGGUCUUCGGAAUUCGGUCUCGUAGUCAAUGACCAGGGACUUUUUUGUAUUAAAAGUGUAGUGCCUGUUGAUAUUUUUACGAGUUUAAAAUGACUACAUCGUCGGAGGACGUUCUGUUGAGCGUGGGACACGUUAGGUAUAAGAAGGGUGAUGGGACUUUGUAUGUGAUGAACCAAAGACUAGCAUGGAUGUUGGAAAAUCGGGACACAGUCGCUGUGUCUCACAAGUACGCUGAUAUUAAAACACAAAAAAUCUCUCCCAUCGGCAAACCAAAAGUGCAGCUACAAGUGGUCCUCCACGAUGGCACGUGUUCCACGUUCCAGUUCGUCAACCCGGCAGGCGCGGAAGCUCAGGCCAAAGACCGCGACCAGGUCAAGAUGCUACUGCAGGAUCUAUUGCCUAAGUUCAAGAGGCAGAUUGAUGGGGAGUUGGAAAUGAAAUCUAGGUUACUAUCAUUACAUCCGACACUGAAGCAUUUAUACGAAGACUUGGUGAUAUCAAAGGUGAUCAACAGUGAGGAAUACUGGAACACCCCCACUUUGAAACACUACACAGAAUCUACUAGCAUGAAACAGGAGGCUGGUGUAUCAGGAGCGUUCCUAGCAGAUAUCCAACCACAGACAGAUGGCUGCAACGGACUGAAAUACAACCUGACACAGGACAUCAUAGACGCGAUAUUCAAGACAUACCCCGCCGUGAGGAAGAAACAUGUGGACUAUGUGCCUAACAAGAUGACAGAAGCUGAAUUUUGGACCAAAUUCUUUCAAUCGCAUUAUUUUCACAGAGACCGCAUCGCAUCGUCGUCGAGUAAGGACCUGUUUGGUGAAUGCGCUAAACUGGACGACCAGGCCAUCGCGUCGGCCAUGAGACAUACCACAGUGGAUCUCACCGUGGAUUUACCUCAAUUCACGGAGUCUGUCCCGUUCUUACCCGAAGACGAUUUGGGUGAGAAGGAAAAGGACGGCACCUCCAUACACCGCAGCAUGAUCAAAAGAUUCAACCAACACUCCAUUAUGGUGCUCAAAGCUAGUCAUAAAUCAAACAGCAGUACCAAUAGCAAUAACACAAGUAGUAAUAGCAAUAGCAAAACAACGAAUAACAAUAACAAAGUCAUCGAGAACGGUGUGAAAGAGACGAACGGUGUCGAGAAAAGGACCGCGCGAGACAAAGAUCCGACCGAGCCCGUGGAUAAGAAGAAAAGGAUUUUGGAAAAGAUACAUUAUGAAGAUCUAGAUAAUGUCCAAAUUGGUGAGGAGGCGCAGGAGUUAAAAUUAACGAAGGUGGAAAGGUAUUUGUUAGGUCCGUCGUCACAAGUGAGUCAGUCCAGUACUAGCACCACCCGCCCACCGCCGCUGUCGGCGCUAGCGUCUAUAUGUCAAGCGUGGUCGAGUGGACAACAGUGUCAAAGGCCGUUCAGAGUGAGCGCGUCAGCGGCCGUGGGUGCUUUGGGCGAGCUGAGUCCAGGAGGGGCGUUGAUGAGGCAACACCAAGCCGCGUGUAUGGCGCAACUAAUACCACCGGACGUGAAAAACGAGUUACACCGCAUUUACCUAUCCGGGGGCGAACUACUCCGCGAGCUGUGGCGAUGUUUUCCGCAGCCCGGCGCCAGCGCGGAAUCCGAAGACACGCCCGUGCGCGCGGAAAAGUUCUACGAUGCGCUACUUAGGUUUAGAAACGUCAAAUUAAGGCCCUUUGAGGAAAAAAUGCUCCGUGAACUAACUCCGUUAGCGACUUCGCUAACCAAACAUAUGAACCAAAUGAUCGACACAGCAUGUGCCAAGUAUGCAAUGUGGCAACAGAGACAGGCCAAGCUACGGUAGUAUACGCCUCACUACAAUGCCCUAUCGCAAAUAUAGGAUUUGUGUGCUAAAAGUGCAAUUAAAGUGACAUUAUUAAGUGAUAAAUUGACUAAUAAUAUUAUGCGCCAAGUUUGCGAUAAACUGCGCCAAGUAUCCGGUAAACUGCGCCAAAAAUGCGCCAUGGCAACACAGGCCAAGCUGCGCUACUACGUAACUACAACAUCGUACCGCAAACAUAGUGUUUGCGUACUUAAAACCAAUUAAAGUGACAUUAUUCAGUGAUAAAUUGACCAUUAUUAUUAUGCACCAAGUAUGCGAUGAACUGCGCCAAGUAUGCGCCAUGGCAAGUUAGGCCAAGCUGCAAUAGUACCUAACUGCAACAUUGUACAGCAAAUAUAGUUUUGUGUGCAAAAAACUUAUUAAAGUGACUUUAUUCAAUGAUAAAUUGAUUACUGUGCGCCGAGUAUGCAAAAAAGAGGCCAUGUUGCAUUAAAAUACGCCUACUAAUGCAUUAAAGUUACUAAUCAUUAGUAAAUAAAUUCAUUAUUACAUGAUGCAGUCUGGCCAAGUUGCAGUUGUAUAUACCUAAGUGUUAUCGAAUCCAAUAAAAAAAAAAUAUAUUUUAUUCUAACCUCAAAAUAAACAAUUUUCCGUAGACUGACGGAUGGGUUUAAAACAAAAAACUUAAACCCCUGUGAAUACGGCUGUUUAUCCGACUGAAAUGAUAUUUAACAAUAAUUCUAGAGUAAUAGAUAACAAAUUCCCAUAAAAUGCCCAUUUAUCAAAAAAAAAAAUGUUCAGAUGUAUUUUGGCUCUAUAAAAAAUUAAUAGCAAAAGUUAUAUGAAAAAAAAUGGGUUUAAAUUGGAUAUGUUUUACAUUUAAACCGAUUAUUAUUUGUUACUGAUGUAAAUUAGAAAGCAAAAUAUAAAAAAAAAAAAUAUUAUCUUUUGGCAUUUCCAACAACAUAAUAUUAUAAACCAUGGUUCAAAGCAUAUAAUAUUAUUGAAAUCCGAUAAAAUGUUUAGAAGUCUGUGGCUACUAAUAAUAAUGUAAAACAUAUUUGAUUUAUAACCUCUAUAAUAUAAAAUUACAAAAAAAUGUUCAGAACUUGAAUUAUAAAAUAAUAAGGGUUGAAUGGCCUGAAAACAAUGACAUUAUUGCUUGAAAAAUUAACUAAAAAAAAUGUAAAAAAAAUAUUGUACAUAACCUUUUUGUAUUGUAUAGUUCUUGAUUACUGUUAAAUUAAAUGUAACACAAAAUAAAAUAAGUAGGUACAGGUUGCGUCAAACUUCUAGAAUGCUUUAUAUCAUAAAAGAAAGAGAUUAACUUGUACAAAAUGUAAGUAUUGAAAAGAGAUGGCAUAAUGUUUUAAAGUUUCAAACUAAAGGUAAUCGCACACUGCUGUGAAACUAGUUCGCAUUUUCAUACCUGAAAACUUGAUUUGACUUUUGCGGGUCCUCUAAAAUUAGGUGAUCAACAACUUCGAAAAUAUCGUAACUUGACAACCCAACUCAAACUCAACCAAUAGGGAUGUUGCCAACUAAUCAAAUCAACAACUGUCAAAAACGUCAAUCUGUUUUUCAAGUUAACGUUACCUGUGAGUAAAUAGUAAUCUGUCCUUAAGUAAAUGACAUGUCAAAUGACUUUUUGAGAUGUUAAAUCAUAGUUUUCCCGAAAGUCAAUCUAUACAGAUUGAUUAAAUUAAUUGACGAGCAGUUAACGUUAACGUGAAAUGUUAACGUUAACUGUUAUUCAGUCUCAGAGUUCUAAAAGUUUGGCGCGGCCGAUAGAUAAUACUGAAUGAAGGCAUUUCUAUUAAACCAAAUGACUGUUUGUUUUGUAUAUUUUUUAGCUAUCACAAUAAUACUGUGUAAAAUGAAACCAAAUUGUGACUAAUUCUGUUGUACACAAUCUCUAAACUAAAAUGACAGGUCUAAAUAUAUUGCUGUCCCUUUCAUAAUGCACUCUGUGGAAAAGGAUAGAACAACAGUUGAUUUCACGGUUUGUGUACAACAUAAUUAACCACAUUCUUAGUGUGAUUCCAACACAGAAAUGUUACUAUGCGUUUGAAAUAAGUUGAGAAAUAAAAUAAACAAUGCAGUUAGAAAUUAAAAAGAGUUGUGCUUGAUUUUUUUCACAGAUAUGCAAAAUAUAUUGCAUAAAAUAUAGAUUAAAAUAAAAGGUUAAUUUAUUUGAGUCGCAUUGUCCUUAUUUAAAUUUUUUAAUCAUAUGUGAUUCGAUUUUAUAUGACGUGAAAAAACUUGACUUUAACAGUGUUUGACACAGUUUGACAGUGUGACCAUCUUUGAUUGGCCAACACUAUUGGCUAAAAUUGGCAAGGGUAUGAAUUUUGCAAAU